Messenger RNA from Dunckerocampus dactyliophorus (ringed pipefish), 3237 nucleotides. RefSeq names its product nucleus accumbens-associated protein 2-like. Gene Ontology annotation, biological process: regulation of transcription by RNA polymerase II. NCBI's taxonomy places the organism in Eukaryota, Metazoa, Chordata, Actinopteri, Syngnathiformes, Syngnathidae. The transcript is spliced from 8 exons. The record is from RefSeq and is a predicted model, not a curated record. Gene Ontology annotation, molecular function: protein binding; RNA polymerase II cis-regulatory region sequence-specific DNA binding; DNA-binding transcription factor activity, RNA polymerase II-specific. Bases 292 to 2001 code for a protein of 569 amino acids.
ACGAGCAGAGAGGAGGUGAGCGUCUCAACAGCAACAACCACACUCUACUGACUCUCCUGGACUCUGGUGGGCUGCUGGACCGGACCCUUUUUAGUCUUGAAAUGUGUCCUCCCCUGCUGGACUGGACUUCACUGACCCAUCUGGACUAACCUUGAUUAGACUACAGGACUCUACGGGACCAGAAACAUGGAUGCAAAACCUUCCGGAGGCAACACCGGCACGCCCCCAGACACGUGAACACACCCCGGCUCCGCCUCUUCCUGUCACGCCCUCCGUCCCCCGCCUGUCACCAUGUCGGAGGGUCUGCUGCAGGUGGAGAUUCCGGACUUUGGCAGCAGCGUGUUGGGAAGUCUGAACCAUCAGCGGUUGCUGGGACAUUACUGCGACGUCUCCAUCCUGGUCCAGGGUCAGGUGUUCAAGGCCCACCGUGCGGUUCUGGCCGCCUCCUCGCUCUACUUCAGAGACCUGUUCAGCUCGGAGUCCUCUGAGCCCAGUGGGUCGUCCCAGGUGACCUUUGAGCUGCCCUCUUCAGUGACGCCCGCCUGCUUCCGGCAGAUUCUCUCCUUCUGCUACACGGGACGCCUCAACAUGGCCGCCAGCGAGCAGCUGGUCCUCAUGUACACGGCCGGGUAUUUGCAGAUCCAGAACAUCGUGGAGCGAGGCCUGGAACUGAUGAUGAUGAAGUCCUCAUCUUCCUCGCCUUACUGCUGUGACUCGCAGACUACCUCAGCAGAAGAGCUCGGACCAUUGGACACCCACGUGGUGCGGCAGCACACCACCCCCCAGCCACAGGGUGCCAGUCCAGACCCUCACUCCAUUAGUCCAGAGGAGCUGCUGAUGGCUGCCAGCAGGAUCAAACAGGAGAGACGAGACUCGCCUCCUGGAGAAGAUGUGGAGGCCAGAGUGGACUUUGCAGGGGAGCUUCAGACCGGCACAGCAGGCGCUCUGUGUUACCUAGGUGCAGGUGGAGGCGUGGUUCUGGGCCUGCAGUCCUACCUUCUGGUAGGUGGGGGUCGCUCCAGUUCGGAAGGGUCCAGCCUCCCAACAGACUCGCCCCCCUCACACCCCCCAACAGAGGAGGAGCUGGAGGACAAUUACUCCUGCAACAGCAGCCAGUCUGGAAUGUUCCAGCACGUGUUUGGGCAGCAUGGACAGGAGAAGAUGGACUCGCUGCGCCUGCCGUUGGCCAGCGAGCGGCGUGUGUGCAUGCUGGUGGGCGGAGACAACAUGGCGCUCCCAGCCAGUCUGGUCAGCCAGAUUGGAUAUCGCUGCCAUCCGUCGCUCUACACGGAGGGAGAACCUGGAGAGAAGGUGGAGCUGGUGGCAGGUUCAGGUGUGUUCAUGACUCGAGGUCAGCUGAUGAACUGUCACCUGUGCGCUGGAGUCAAACACAAAGUUCUACUCAGGAGGCUGCUGGCGACCUUCUUUGAUAGAAACACUCUGGCCAAUAGCUGUGGGACGGGGAUCCGCUCCUCCACCAAUGAUCCGAGCCGAAAGCCACUGGACAACCGAGUGUUAAACACAGUUAAACUGUACUGUCAGAAGUUUGCUCCAGGCUUCAAGGAGAGUGAGAUGAACGUGAUUGCAGCAGACAUGUGCACCAAUGCUCGCAGAGUACGAAAGCGUUGGCUCCCCAAGAUCCACUCUCUGCUCCCCAACAGCCUCCCUGCCUCCGCCCCCCAGCCCCGCAAGGCCAGGAGGGGGGGGCUCACAGGGCGAGCAGGAGGAGAAGCAGAAAUGGACACGCAUCAGCUCAGCGAUACCGCCUACCUGGGCCAGGAGGCCGACAGAGAGGAGCCUCACAUGCAGCUGGUUGGCUCGCAAGGGGGAGGAGCAAGGCAGAAAGGAGGGGAAGCAGGAAGUGGCGGGCAGUCACAGUAUCAGGACACCAUCCUCUGCAUGUCCUCCUCCUACUCCCCACAAUCCUGCUCCCACCUGGCUGAGACAGCACCCCCUGGCACUGAUGACAGGGGGGCGGAGUCUCUUGAAAACAGACAAUAAGCUUUCUACUGCAGCUGCCUAACUUCCUGUCUACUUAUCUGUCCCCUACCUCACUUCCUGUCUACUUGUCUGCCCCCUACCUCACUUCCUGUCUACUUGUCUGCCCCCACUUCACUUCCUGUCUGUCUUCUUGUCCGUACCCUACCUCACUUUCUGUCUACUUGUCUGCCCCCACCUCACUUCCUGUCUGUCUUCUUGUCCGUACCCUACCUCACUUUCUGUCUACUUGUCUGUCCCCACCUCACUUCCUGUCUAUCUACUUGUCUGUCCCCAUCUCACCUCUUGUCUACUCGUCUGUCCCCGCCUCACUUCCUGUCUACUUGUCUGUCACCAUCUCACUUCCUGUCUACUUGUCUGUCACCAUCUCACCUCUUGUCUACUUGUCUGUCCCCACGUAACUUCCUCUCUGUCUACUUGUCCGUACCCUACCUCACUUCCUGUCUACUCGUCUGCCCCCACCUCACUUCCUGUCUGUCUACUUGUCCGUACCCUACCUCACUUCCUGUCUACUUGUCUGCCCCCACCUCACUUCCUGUCUGUCUACUUGUCUGUCCCCAUCUCACCUUUUGUCUACUUGUCUGUCACCGCCUCACUUCCUGUCCACUUGUCUGUUCCCUACCUCACUUCCAGUCUGUCUACUUGUCCCCAAACUCACUUCCUGUCUGUCUGUUGGUGCAUUCCAGACGUGGGGAAGCCGGAAAUGUAUGAGCUCCGUCUAAUAAAAGCGUACCGGAAUGCCAAUUGAAGUGGUGGCGGAUAAAGACAUGUGAUGUCACACUUGAAUGAUAGUGAAUGACAAGGUCAAGUAGAGGCCAGCAUAGAAUAUGUUCAUGAGUAUAUUACUGGUUAGAAUAGACGUCUGAAUCCAACAUAAGCUGUCGUUCAUGAACACUGGGAUGAAGAUAAAAGACUGUAUUCUCCUAUUUGGACUUUUUUCAUGUAAAAUGUCAAGCGUGACCAAGGUUAGAUGUCAUCAUAUGGACUUUAAUGCACCGCUAACGCUAAACAAUAAACUUAAUGAGGUCAUCAGCCAUGUUUGCAGUUUACUUUCUACUGGAAUGCUUUAGGAGGGGACCCCAGAAUCUUCAAGUGGGUUAUUUUCAACUUCCCAGCGGUUUGGAAGGCAGCAUGUCUGUCCCCUACCUCACUUCCUGUCUGUGUGCUCAGAUACUCUGCUGCAUGUUACAACCUCCUGCUGUCCAGCAGGCCAAGAGCAAGUGGACUGAUAAUGAUGAU